Molecule: messenger RNA, 5005 nt
Organism: Linum trigynum
Lineage: Eukaryota; Viridiplantae; Streptophyta; Magnoliopsida; Malpighiales; Linaceae
Source: the annotation of a GenBank genome assembly
UACUCUCGUCCUUUCCUUUUUCUCCCCAUGAAACAUUCUAUUAUAAGUUCACCACAACUAACCCCAUCUUUCAAUACAUGUUGCACUAUCUAAUGUAAUUACAUGCAUUACAGUACCAAAACUCAUUCUUUCAUGCAUCCCCUACCACCAAUAUCACGGCUCAAAUCUAUCAAUAUAUAUCACCAUCACCCUAACUGCAUGCAUUCUCUAAAAAGCAAUGGUAGUGAAAAUAACGGAGGAGCCGCCACCACCACCAGUAGAAUCAGCCGCCACCUCCAAUUAAACAAAUGUCAAUAACAAGUUACUUAUACAAACGGGAUUAAAGGGUACCCGUACUACCAAACUGAGUAUUAACGGGUAACCUGCGGGUACCCAAUGUAGAAAUCAUUGAUCCCAAGACCCAUCUCGUAUAAAAAAUUAUGGGUAUUUGGGUACCCAUAACCCUAAAAAAACGGGACGGGUACCCAUAUUUGUUUCCCGUUGCCCACCCCUAGGCUGGACCCCUCACUGGCCUGUUUUUUUUAACUAACCAGUGUUUCCAAAAAAUAAAGAAUUUUCCCCCAAACUGAUGUUAAUUUGAACCCGCCCUCGUCGGGUAUUACCUGACCUGGUCUGUGAUGGGCAUGUAUUAUCCGACCCGCAGUAGCAUGGGGCGAGGUAUGAGUAUCUACUUCUGACUGCCCUGAACCACCCUGUCUCGUUCUUGACUCAUUUUAUCUCAAUUUCUUACCGUAUCUAUUCAUAUUUCUCUUAUUUUGACUUUUGUUCAACUAGUUAGGUUUGACCUUUCAACUAGUCAGAGUCAAUUACCCAUUCUAUUAUCCCUAUUCUUCAAUUUAUAAAGUGUUUCCCUUUGUUUUAUCGUAAAAAGGUAAAAUUUUACGUGUAUUUAUAUCAAAUAAUAUGCCAGAGUGGGUCAACCCGCCCAACCUCAUACCCGGCCCGACUCAUAGUAGGGGUGCCAUUGGUAUUGAAGUACUCACUCUGCAUGCUCCAUUGCCAUCAGAGUAACCCAACUUACUAGAAACAUACUCAAUUACCACAUUAAAAAAUAUUAAAAUUUUUCCAAAUUACCAAAUUUUGGGCAGAAUUGUUGUGACCUCAACCGAGAGGACAUUAGGAGGACUGGAGAAAAUGUAGUAUUGCCGAGUAGGAGGAGGCCGUGGCAAGGGGACACGACCUACGUCGAUGAUGAGGGGGUGAGGGAAGAAAAUGUUGCGGAUAAAACACACUCUAAAAUGAAGAACUUCUAAUCCGGAGGGGGAGAAGUGGGCCAAGGAAAUUCCUAAGGGGUCGUUUGGAUUAGAGAUUGUAGUGAGGGAUUUGUGAGGGAUUUUAAAACAAUCUCUCAUUGUGCAAGAUUUUAAAACAAUCAUGCGUUUGGUAACAUGAGGGUUUUCGUAAUUAGGAAUUUCAUAAACUCUCAAAUAAGAGUUUUUGAAAUAGCUGAUCCCAUCAUCUAUUUCUAAAUCUCUCAUUCUUGUUUUAAUUUUUCCAAAACCUACCCUCGCCUCUUCUUAGGGAUGGGUAGAAUUGUAAUUUUAUUUUUUAAUUAAAUCCCUCAUUCAUUUCCAAACAAGUAAUUUGGGUCAAAUCCUACAUUUAAAAUAUCUGGGUUUUUAAUUGAGAGAUUUUAAUCCAAAUCCCUCAUUUACACAUUUCCUCAUCCAAACGACCCCUAAGAGACUAUGGGAGGGGUAGAGAAGACAACUGAGAGAGCGGAAAGAGUGUGUCGUGUGUGUAUGUCACACAUGUAAGGAUUUAGGGUUUAAUGGAUCACUAGGCUGUUAAGCAAGAGGCUCUGAUACCAUGUAAGGAUUAUCAAUCGUGUGCAGGGGCGGACCUACUUGUUGGCAAGGGGUGUCGUCCGACACCCUUUCGCCCGAAAAUUUUGUGAAGAACCUAUAUAUUUUUGUCACAAAAAAUUUUAAUAAGAGAUUUCUGACACCACUUUAAUAAUUAUAGUCGAUACUCCUUCAUUAGGCGACACCCCUCUUUAACAAUCCUGGGUCCGCCACUGACCGUUUGUAUUAUUAUUGAUACAAGAGUAUAUUUAUACCCAUAAGAUUACAGAGUACAAGUAGGAUAAGUAGACAAUUUACAGAAGGAAUACGAAAUACAAAUCCUACUGCUACAAGGACAAAAACUUGUCCCUAAUAAGUAAUAACACAUGGAGGCAAGAUGUGUUAUCGAUUGAUUAGGUUGAUAAGAGAUCGAUUAUCUUUCAACAUAUGAAAUGGAUAUAUGGAAUUGAUCUUAGAAUGAAAGGGUUUGGAUUAGGUAAGGUGACAAAACUCAUUUUGCAACGAGGUGCCUUAUUGUCAUGUUAACUAUGCACACUUAAUUUCACUAUGAUUCGAAGAAACAUAAGUGACACCUUUUGAAAUUUGAUGGCAAUUGCAUUGAGCUGAGUGUUAUUUAGCAAUAAGUUUUGACUUGUAAUCCAAAACAUAAGCCACAAGAAUUGGAAUCCAACUUUGCCAGAAGAUGCGAUGCGAUCAUAGCAAGGGCUCUCAAGUCUUUUAUAUUUUUGUGGGCUGUAAGUUGCUAAGGCCUAAGGGUCUCUGGGCCUAGUUCAUGAUCUGGUCGUAAGCAGCCCAUAGAGUUACUGUACAUUCAGCCCAUUGGCAAAAGAGCGAAAAAAAUGAAUGGCUUCGCCCGGGUUCGAACCGGAGACCUUCAGUGUGUUAGACUGACGUGAUAACCAACUACACCACGAAACCAAUUGUUGAAUUUCUACUGCCUGUUAGUAAUAAUAUAAAAUUGAACACGGUGCUGCAUUUUGUUAUCUCCAGGACACAGUCCAGAAAUCGGAUUAGCUGCUCAAAGUGAGGCUGAUGGCGGCAACAACGCCUUCUUCACUCUCCGUCGCCAUGAUUCCCGCAGCGAGCGCCGCCUCUCCGUCGAAUUCUCUGUCUUGUUCCCUUCUGUUCCGCUCAGAAACCCUUAACAAAACCCAGCAGAAGCUCCCGCCGUCGCACCUCGCACUCCUCAAAUCCCGCUCCUUCAUACUUCCCUCGCGGCAAUACCAACAAACAUGUCUCAGCGCUCAUCUCCUCCCAAAGAAGAAACCGAGUCCUUUUCCUCUCAGCGCUGUGAGGAAGGGAAAGAGCGGCGGUGGUAAUUUAGCGGUUGCAGAAAGCAAUGACUUUGCGGAAGAAGAUGAAGACGAAUUUGAUUUUCUGGAUGACGACGGUGAUUAUGACGACGAUGACGACGACGUAGAGGACGGGGAGAUGUUGCUGCCACUUGAGAAGAUGCAGAAAUGGCUCGAGAGGAAGCCCCGUGGGUUUGGUGAAGGGAAAGUCUACGACACAUCUGUUGAAGAUAAGCUGAUGGAAGAAAUCGUCCAGAGUCAAAUGGCUCAAGCUGCCAAUGUCAAUAACCUGAAGAACAACCCUAUCAAGCCCAGGCCCAAGGUAGAGGAUUCGAAGAAGAAAGCUGCCGAAGCUGUACCAAGUGGAGUGCGGGUGCUUUUGACCAGCCUCCCAAAGAAGAAGAACGUUCAAAGAGAUUUGAGGUCAGCUUUCAAGGAAUUCCGCGGAAUCGUUGAUAUCGUUCCUGCUGUUUCUGGGAACAAGAAGACAAAGGACCCUGUUUGCAAAGGGUUUGCUUAUGUUGAUUUUAAGUCCGAGGUGGAUGCAACCAGGUUUGUGCAACAGUUCUCUGGAGAGAGCAUAGCGUUUGGUAAGAUUCAGAAGCAGAUAAAAUGCAGGAUUCAAAACUCGGGCUCAAGCACUACAUCUGGUGAUGAAUUGACCGACAUGGAUGUGGAUGGUGCGGCCUAUGAAGAUGAAAAGUUUGAUGAAGAAGAAGAAGAUGAUCAUAACAAUGAGAUCUCAGAAACACUAAAUGCAAGUGCAAUAGAGAGCAUGAAAUCUCUCAGCGUAUCAGAGUUGAAUAUUACUGAAAACAAGAAAACUGAAAGUCGGUCAUCAUCUUCGCCAAAGAAGAAGGGAACUAAGAAGAGUAGCGCAAGUUCUAAAAAGAAAGUGCAGAAGGUUCCCAAGUUAGAGAUUCCAGGAUCGGCAAAAAGGCUAAAGGUCAGGGACAAGGCCGUGCUGACUGGUGUCUUCGCCAAAUACGGGUUGCAAGCUGCGGUCGCUACAAAGGAAGAAAGCUAACUGUUUCACUGUAGUGUUUGGUUCCAGAACUUUAGGGAACAAACCUCAUUGAAGUAAACCCACUUGUGAUUUUUGUGCUAGAUAGAUCUCCAGUGCAGUUUGUCAUAGUUGGGAUUUUUGUGCUAGAUAGAUCUCCAGUGCAGUUUCAACACCAAUUACAUCGUGAGAAACCCAGUCGGCUGUUGUCUUGGCAUUAGGGCCUAGGGGAAUUGAUGAGGCAAGCAGCUAUGGCCGAAGAGUGGCCUAAACUAAUGCAUUACUGUCUGGUUCUAUGUGGUAACACCGGGUUCACUUCAAUUUGGAUAGUAUAUGUUCUCGAGUUUGUCUCUCCUAAUCCGUUUGUCCCUCCCUCCCCUCCAUGUCUAUGUGCUGAGUUACAUAAUUGAAGCAGUUGGAGCCUAGGAGGCAUACUGCAACCACUAAGUUAAAGACGACAUGCCUGCAUACUUCUUGCUCUGUGUGUGUCAUCUUUGAUAUAUCUUUCUUCUGAUGGAAUCUUCCAAUUGAAGAACGAAGUAUGGACUGUGAAAACCUAUUGCUGCAGCCUGCAGCUGCCCUGAAAGUGCUAUCCCACCUUCCACCCCCAUACUCGGCUUUGAGCUCGCUCUUGAUCGUCCCAGCUCCCAUCAGAGAUGCUGUGUAUGAUCACGUGGCUGAGAGACGCUUCGACUGGUUUGGAAAGGCAAAUGAUUGCUUCGUGUUGAAUGACAAAGAGCUGCUUGAUCGGUUCAUUGACAAGUCACAACUCACAAGGAUGAAAUGAUGGGUAGAUAUACGGUUUUUUCCAGAUCACUUCUAUAUAUAUAAACCUGUAGUUCCCUAAGCUCCUAACUACUCUAUACAAGCAAGGUUCUAUACUAGAAAAAACGCAUUUUGCUAGU